This is a messenger RNA of Sclerotinia sclerotiorum 1980 UF-70, 1482 nucleotides long. RefSeq lists its product as hypothetical. The transcript has 5 exons. The record is from RefSeq and is a predicted model, not a curated record. Gene Ontology annotation, cellular component: mitochondrion. Bases 1 to 1482 code for a protein of 493 amino acids. NCBI's taxonomy places the organism in Eukaryota, Fungi, Ascomycota, Leotiomycetes, Helotiales, Sclerotiniaceae.
AUGCAUUAUCUUGCUCGCAUUCCUCAUCGACCGAUGCUCGGUUUUCUCAUCAAAGAUUAUCUUCCGAGAUCUAGAAAGAGGCUACCCUGCUUCAAUUACAACAUCCGCCAUAAUCUGUCACGAGUAAUAUCUACGAAUUCAGCAUCACCUUAUGAGCACUUCUUCCGCCAAACAAGUGGCCGCUGGCUAUGGGAUGAAGAGAGCCAGCAGCGCGAGCGAUUCCUAGUUUUCAAUGUGCAGGAGCUCAAGCGCAUUGCAGCCGAAAGCGUUGAGGCGCAAUCCUGUGUGUCCAUAACCAAAUUCGCUGAAGGCGGUUACAACAAGGUGUUCCGACUAGUCAUGGACAAUGGUUCUGUUGUCAUUGCACGUAUUCCAAAUCCGAACGCUGAUCCUGCCUAUAAACGACUGCUUCUGAAGUCGCAACUAUGGAUUUUAGCGGUACUGAACAUACCCGUUCCAAAAGUUUUUGCUUGGAGCGCAUCAGCAAACAAUCCUGUAGAAGCCGAGUAUAUUAUAAUGGAGGAGGCACCAGGAACAAAGCUGGAGGACGUCUGGGCCGGCAAAACAAUUUUUGAGAAAACGGAGAUUGUUGAUGGCUUAGUAGAAAUUGAGAAGAAGCUACUUUCAGCGUCUUUCAAAAAGUAUGGCAAUAUUUACUUCGCAAACGAUUCUUUCCCAGGAUGUGAAGCAGCUGAGAUUGUGGGUGAUAUCCCUGCAGAAUUAAAGAGACUCGUGGCAGAGCGUUUUGUCAUCGGACCAGUUGUUGAUAGGGAUUUUUGGAAUGGAAGACCUUGGAUAAGUAGCUUUGCUGUUCCAAGAGCGCCAAAAGAUGUAUUGAUAUCAUCUAAGGCUCAGAAUUCGCCCACUUCUCACAUCUCACUCUACAAAAUGUUCUUAAGUACUAUACCAUACCUCUUUCCCGAAAAGAAAAGGCUUUACUGCUCUACUCUUUGGCAUUGGGAUAUCCAUUCCGCAAAUCUCUUCGUGGAAGGCAAUCGAAUCACUAGUCUCAUCGACUGGCAGGAUACAUGGGCUGGCCCUUUAUUCCUACAAUUCCGGAAUCCAAAACUCGUGCAUUAUAAUGGCGAGGUGCUACUAAAACUCCCAGAGGACUAUGAAAGCCUCGAACAGGGCGAUGAAAAAACUCGUACGAGAAAGCAAGUUGAAAAGUCUAUUAUCCUGCAUUGGGACGAAUUAGGCUUCAAUACUCCUUGUCCAAUACACUUCACAGAAGAGGAACUGCAGGCUCACUGUAGAGACUGUGAGGGUUGGGACGAGCGAGCAGAUUUCUGGGAUUCAUUAGCUGGGUUUGUGAGUCGUGAUGGAUGGACUUCCAAUGAGACAUACGACGAGGCGCUUGAGAUGUUUGGUGGGAUUAGAAAGGAAGGAUUGAAAAGUCUUACUGGAACGGAGCGCGCAGAUUUUGAGGCGCAAACAAGAUGGGCCGAAAGAAAGGUUAAUCAGAUUGUUAGGCUAGGAUAA